This is a messenger RNA of Triticum dicoccoides, 2105 nucleotides long. RefSeq names its product tyrosine--tRNA ligase 2, cytoplasmic-like. The record is from RefSeq and is a predicted model, not a curated record. NCBI's taxonomy places the organism in Eukaryota, Viridiplantae, Streptophyta, Magnoliopsida, Poales, Poaceae. The transcript has 3 exons. The coding region runs from base 1291 to 1842 and encodes 183 amino acids. Gene Ontology annotation, biological process: tyrosyl-tRNA aminoacylation. Gene Ontology annotation, cellular component: cytoplasm. Gene Ontology annotation, molecular function: tyrosine-tRNA ligase activity.
UAGCUAGGUUACUAAAUUGUAUUGUCUCAAUCAUAGUAAAAUCAUAUACUGUUGAGAUGAAACUGUAUGGAUGUUGAGAUCGUAACACAGGUUUUUAUAUUCAGUUUUGCUAAAGCACAUCUAGAUUUUACGCGGAGAUUCGUGCAAACAUUUUCUUUUGUCCUUUUUCUUUUCCUAGUUUGAUCGAUCCACUUAGAUGUGCAAUAAUUAGGACACAUCUAGAUGUGCCCGAAAGGCCCUUUUAUAUUUUAGUGUAUAUUAGAGAAUCACAUAUAUUAGCUAAAAGCAAUCUAGUGCCACACCUUUUGUUUUCACAUUUUUUAUCCAUUAUUGAUAUAUUAUUUAUUUGUAAUUGGUCACUAUGACUCAUAAUGAGGUUGAUUGAUCAUCUAAUAAUACUAGAUAUUCACAAGAAUGAAUGAGUGGUUAAUAUAAGCAUUUACCUGAAAAACAAGGAGGGAACUAAUUACAAUCUUAUACGUUUUCUGUUGCCCUGUAUCUGUUGAAUACAGGGUGGCUCCUUCAGCAUGUAUGUUCAAACCAAACAGUACUGUUUGUGGGAGCUUUGAUCAAAGGUUGGCCACACUUCGUAGUGUUGGGGAGCAUGCUAGUGACUAUGAGCUGAGGCUCCUCUUGAAGGAGAAAACCGCCCCCAUUUGCUAUGUCUGGUGUGAUCCCUCCCCCUGGAUGACUAUAACCCAGGUAUAUGAAUAACUAGCUAGAUCUUGAUUCUGGUCACUUGAUUUUAAAUUCUGUUUUAGGAAACACCGAAAAAUAAUCCUUCAUUGAUGUAAUGUUUGUAGUGUCCUACAUUUAAAUGUCCAGAGUUAGGAUGAAUUCAGGUGCCAACAGUCUUAAUCAUAUAAAUCAGGGUAUCGCCUUCUCAAUCUAUGUCUGACUAUGUAUUUUAGCAAAAACCUUUGCCAUGGUAAUUUGCUUUGCAAGUAUGCUACAUUUUCUGGAUUUCAUUGUAUGGCAUGACACGUUGUAUUAAUGACUCGUUGUAUUAAGCAAAAUCAAAACUUCUUUAAAUGUAAAGGGUGGUUAGAUCAAAUAGAAAUUUAUUGUUAUAAAUUAAAUGUUCACCUUUCAUAUGUACUAAGUUAAGUAUAUUAACUACUAAAUCUGUUACCUCUGCUUUUUAUUUUUCCUUCAACAAUUUAUAUAUGAGAUGUUUUCAUUUUGCUUAAUUGCUGAUGAUGUUUGUAGUUCUGGGGAUCUUUUCAAUCCUGUAUUCGAUCUUCACUACAUGUUUUAAAUGGAUUUAUCCUUGUUGUGCAGGGAAUUUCAAUGACAAUUAAUGUUAAUAAGUUGGUUAAAGCUGGAUGCGAAGUUAAAAUGUUGAUGGCAGAUUGGUUUGCUCUAAUGGACCCUAAGAUUGGUGGUAACAUAUGCAAAGUGCAGACUAUUGGCAGGUACAAUAUUGAGAUGCUGAGAGCAUCUGGCAUGAACCUCGAUGGGGUGGAGUUUGUGCAGUUGUCAGAUUUAAUAAGCUGCCAUGCAGAAGAGUACUGGCCAGUUGCCAUGGAUAUUGCAAGAAAUAGCAAUCUUAGUGAAAUUAAAAGAUGUUUCAGUAUUCAUGCAUCAGAAGAUGCAAGAGUGCAGUUCUACUACUUCCAGAGCUAUGAUGUAUUCCUCUGUUCUAACACAUUAAAUGGAUAUUCUUCAAUAGUUGCCCUCUGUUUAUUGCAGGAACAUGUCAGUAGAAAAAUAGAGAAUGCUUUCUGCCCUCCAAAAUUUGCAGAAGACAAUCCAUGUUUGGAGUACAUAAAGUAUAUAAUCUUACCUUGGUUUAGAAAAUUUGAGGUUGCUCGGAUGGAUGAUAAUAGUUACAGCAAGUAAGUUUUUUAUAUGUAAUUUGCAAGUUGAAUGUUCAACUAUAUUCAUCACAUGUUCACUAACCCAAAAUUUGUGAAAAAUAUAAUUGUGUAAAUAUUUUGUGACAACUGACAGCUGCUACCUUACACAGAAUCUUCUUGAGCAUGGAGGAGAUUAUUGCUGAUUAUAAAAGUGGCGCUCUGCAUCCUGCUGAUUUGAAGGUGGCUCUUAUCAAGGCCACUAACUUGAUUUUGCAGGUAACUCUUUUUUUAUAUUAUAAUUAUUGA